This is a messenger RNA of Ficedula albicollis (Collared flycatcher), 1620 nucleotides long. It is a transcript of the gene MRGBP, whose product is annotated as MRG/MORF4L binding protein. Gene Ontology annotation, biological process: regulation of transcription by RNA polymerase II. The record is from RefSeq and is a predicted model, not a curated record. Gene Ontology annotation, cellular component: nucleus; NuA4 histone acetyltransferase complex. The transcript has 4 exons. NCBI's taxonomy places the organism in Eukaryota, Metazoa, Chordata, Aves, Passeriformes, Muscicapidae. The coding region runs from base 22 to 474 and encodes 150 amino acids.
GGUGUGAAUCGCCAUUUCCACAUGAUUUGUAUCCGGGAUAAGUUCAGCCAGAAUAUCGGACGGCAGAUCUCAUCCAAAGUGAUCUGGGACCAUCUGAGCACCAUGUAUGAUAUGCAGGCUCUUCAUGAAUCUGAGAUUCUUCCAUUCCCUAAUAUAGAGAAGAAUUUUGCUCUUCCUGACGAAAUGAUUCAAGAAGUGAGAGAAGGAAAAGUAAUGAUGGAAGAAGAAGUGAAAGAGGAAAUUUUAAAAGAAGAGAUGGAAACUCAUGCAGGUCCUGAAGAAGUUUUUGCACCCUCUGGAAGUUUAGCAAAAACAACUGAAAAGCCAAGCAGCAAAGAGAAAGAGAAAACUUCAUCAGAUCCUGGAUCCAAAGAAGGGUCUGAUAAGAGGAAGCGCAACAGAGUCACCGAGAAGGUUCUAAAUGCCAACAGCAACCCCUCGAGUCCCAGCGCCGCCAAACGACGCAGGACGUAGAGCUGGGAGCAGUGAAAAACUCUGGGAUGGGAGGAGGGAGCAGGACAAACAAGGAGCAGCACAGUCACUGCAUAAACUUUGGGAGGAAGUAAAAGCUACCUGAGCCAGUAUUUGAGGAAUCAGCGCAUUGGCUUUGUCUCUCCUGGGGUGUUUUCUGGGCAGCAGUGAGGAGCCGCCUUCCCGGGGUGUGGGCACAGAGCUGGCAGUGGGGAGGGUGGGUGACAGUGCCAGGGCUGCAUUUCAAACCAGCAACACACUCUGUGUCAGCACAGCUCGUGGAGAGAGUGCCCCAUGGGGCACAGGGCCUUGGAGCACCCAGAGCAGAGGUGGUUUCUGUAAAUGUGGGGUUGUUCUGCCUUUGCUGUCUGUGAUUAUUACAGACCAUCUGUGGGUAAUGUCUGGCCAUUUCCCUUCCAUUUGUAUCAAAUGUCUCAAUUUGUUGGUUCAGUUAAAACUUAAAUUCUUCUAAAUGCAGAUAACCACUGCAUUUGAAGUGUUCUGUCACUCUCUUUGCUGGAGGAACCUCAUUUCACCUUUUUUGAUGGAACAUUUCCUAACCACAAGUGAAGUGAAAAUUACAAUGCCCCUAGCCCAAAUAAUGAGUAAGUGUCCUAAAUAAAAGAUCUGGUGAUGACAGAUGGUUUUAUAAGGGAUCAGUUGAGCUGUGCAUGAACAUGGAAGUGUUGCUUCAUCCAUUUGUAAUACAGUAGUGUAUGACAGUGGGGUUUGUACUUAAUUAUUUAUUUUUUUAAAGCAGUUUUAGUAGAUGUGAAUGGAAUUGGUUUUCCAAAAUGUUCAUUUUGUUCUACAACUGAAGAAUCUUGCUGACAUUGUAAUGCUUAUCUUUUAUAUGCUAGAACAUUGAGAUUUGAUGAAGUUCCUAUUUUUGUGUUGUCAAAAGAUGGAUCGCAGUCAACAAACACCUGUUAAAUGGUGAAUGAAGCAGGCUGAAAUGGUACUGAAUUUGUUUCUUUAUAUUAACUAUCAGUUAAUAAAAAGAAGAAUUAGUUCUUGAUUUCUCAGUAUUGCCUUCAAGGUGAGGCACUAGGAGUUUUCUCAUUUUUUUUGUUUAUUCUAGGUACAUAGCCACAUUCUUGUCUGCCUAAUUUACUUCUCUUGUUUUAUACAAAAAAUAAACUUGACUUG